Messenger RNA from Colossoma macropomum (tambaqui), 954 nucleotides. Its product is annotated as olfactory receptor 52D1-like. The transcript has a single exon. Gene Ontology annotation, biological process: G protein-coupled receptor signaling pathway. Lineage: Eukaryota; Metazoa; Chordata; Actinopteri; Characiformes; Serrasalmidae. Gene Ontology annotation, cellular component: membrane. Gene Ontology annotation, molecular function: olfactory receptor activity; G protein-coupled receptor activity. The coding region runs from base 13 to 954 and encodes 313 amino acids. The record is from RefSeq and is a predicted model, not a curated record.
UAUUGUUUCUAAAUGGAAAACCUGACAUUUAAUAGUCCUGUCUUGCAAUUGGAGGGACUGAUUGUCUCUGAGCAAAACCUGUAUCCUACAUUUCUUUUCUUCCUGGUUUUCUAUGUGCUCAUUAUGGUGUCCAACAUCGGAAUCGUGUUGCUCAUAGCAAUGGAAAGAAGCCUGCAUGAGCCUAUGUACAUUCUCUUCUGCAACCUUCCCUUUAACGAUGUGUUCGGAAACUCUGUUGUUGUCCCUCGGUUAAUGGUGGACGUUUUAAGGCCAACGUCUGAGCACUACAUCAGUUAUCGUGAAUGUGUUACUCAAGCUUUCUGUUACCACACGUAUACUACUGCAUCUUACACUAUUCUCAUGGCUAUGGCCUUUGACAGAUAUGUUGCCAUAUGUAAUCCAUUGCGCUACACAACUAUCAUGACAAACAAAAUGGUGGUUAAACUGACUGCAUCAGCCUGGGGGGCAGCUCUGCUCCUUGUGAGUAUUUUGUUAGGUCUCACAAUAAGGCUGAAUCGCUGUGGAACACUGAUUGCAAAUCCAUUCUGUGAUAAUGCAUCACUCUUCAAACUGUCAUGUGAGAAUCCUUACAUUAAUAAUGUAUAUGGCCUGGCAUACACAGCAGCUGUACUUGGCUCUUCUUUGGGAUGUGUUGCACUUACCUAUGCCAAAAUAACAGCUGUCUGUCUCACUACUAAAAACAAAACUCUAAACAAAAAGGCUCUGAAAACUUGCAGCACACACUUGACCGUCUAUUUGAUCAUGUGGAUGUCUGGGUUUAUCAUGGUCAUACUCCAUCGUUUUUCUGGUUAUUCAGACUACAGGAAAGGAGCUGCGCUGCUUUUUCACAUUGGCCCAGGUAUUCUGAACCCUGUAAUAUACGCACUGCAGUGCACUGAGAUUAGACAACUUAUGUUAAAGAUUCUAUGCUCAAAAAAACUGAUGUCACGAUGA